CACAUCUUGAACAAGAACCCACAUAUACCAAGGAUAUUAGAGGCGAUGAAAGCACAAGUAACAAUAAAUCUGAUAGUUCAGAUGAAAAUAUUAAUAGCGAUGCAAGUGAAAAUGAAGAUAACCUUUACCAAUCAGCUAUAAAUGAAUUUCAGUGGUUCUACCAUGAUCUUGAAGAUCUCCUUAAAGAAAAUGACCCAGCGCUUAAUAAAAGUGUACUUAAAUUUGUAAAAUUUUACAAGCAACGUCGCUGCUUACAAGAUACUCAUAUCCGACCUUCAAUAUCUUCUUUUUUUCAAUCAUGUAACUGGAAUGAAGGUCGAGUUAAUGGUAAUAGUCAUCAACGAGGAGGCAAGAGAAUUAGAGUUCAAGUUACCGCAGCUGCUAGACGCAGAAAAAGAUCAAGUCGUGGACUUAAAAAAGUUCGACAGAGAAGGCCGAAAAAUAGCACAUAUAAUGAGCAUAAGAAUGAAACACAAGAGGAUCCACACCGUUUUAUUAUACCUCCACAAAAAAAACGGCAAACAAAAAGAGCUCAUGACUUACAACAAGCUUUAAAGGAAAACUGA
Molecule: messenger RNA, 566 nt
Organism: Dentiscutata heterogama
Lineage: Eukaryota; Fungi; Glomeromycota; Glomeromycetes; Diversisporales; Gigasporaceae
Source: the annotation of a GenBank genome assembly